Amborella trichopoda is the source of this 979-nucleotide messenger RNA. NCBI's taxonomy places the organism in Eukaryota, Viridiplantae, Streptophyta, Magnoliopsida, Amborellales, Amborellaceae. The record is from RefSeq and is a predicted model, not a curated record.
CUUUAGAUGCAAGGGAGGGCUCAUUUUUUGGGGCCAUGCUGAUGUUUUGCAGCAUUGAGAGAGAGAAAGAGAGGGGAGAGAGAUGACAAGAGCUCCUUGUUGUGAUAAGAGUGGAACUAAGAAGGGGCCAUGGACACCAGAAGAAGAUCAGAAGCUGGUUGAAUACAUACGUCAGAAUGGCCAUGGCAGCUGGAGAGCCUUGCCCAACAAAGCAGGCUUGCUUCGAUGCGGCAAGAGUUGCAGACUGAGAUGGACUAACUAUCUGAGGCCCGAUAUAAAACGAGGCAAUUUCUCGAUAGAGGAGGAAACCGCCAUCAUCACUUUACAUUCCAUCCUCGGAAACAAGUGGUCUGCCAUUGCUGCUCGUUUGCCCGGAAGAACAGAUAAUGAGAUAAAAAACCAUUGGAACACCCAUCUAAAGAAACGGCUUCUGAAAAUGGGGAUUGAUCCUUUAACCCAUGAAUCCAUUGCAAGUCCAGACCCACCAAACAUGGACCAAGGGUUAUCUUUUUCAGCCAUCAUGAGCCAAGCUGGGACUCCAACUAACCAUUUUGGCUCACAAAGUGUUAGGCCAAUGAAUAUGAGUGGAGGUUUUUGCUUGCAAGAGCCAAUACAUGAUGGAGAUCAAGUCAAUUACAGUGGAUUGAGUAAGUUCAUGGAAGGCCAUGGUUGUUACUUAGGGACAAUGGCCAGCUCCAUGAGUAAAGAACUUGAGAGUGAGACAGCAAUGGGGCAGGUUUGGCCUACAGAUGGAGAGAGAAUAGGGCAUGGAUGCAUUGAAGGCAAGGGUCAAUAUUGGAGUGGCCUAUUAAAGUGUGUUGCAGCUGUCAUGAAGCCUGGUGGUUUCAUGAAGACUUGAUUGCUCUCUCUCUCUCUUGUGGCACAAAAACCUGAAGAUCAAAGGAUUGUGCUAUGUACAACAACUGUUGAGGACACAAAGCUAACUAACUUUUGUUUAGGGGGGUUUUGUUCAAGUUUA